Molecule: messenger RNA, 592 nt
Organism: Neltuma alba
Lineage: Eukaryota; Viridiplantae; Streptophyta; Magnoliopsida; Fabales; Fabaceae
Exons: 3
Coding region: 55-462 (135 amino acids)
Source: RefSeq, a predicted model, not a curated record
UGGUUUUGCGUUGCCAUUCAGCCUAGCACAUUGGAUUUCCACGUAAUAGACUCCAUGAGGAACCAUUUCGGAACCAAGGACAGAAAGCAGAAGAAGAAGGUUGUCAUCAAAGACCCAGUGGAAAUGGCUGUGGAUGAUUGUAGGAAGAGGCUCAAUAUUAUACUGGACUUGGUCAAGCCAGGAUUGGUUGGGAAAAAGCCAAUGUCUCCCAUGAUAUUUGCAGAAGUUCCCCAGCAGAAUAACCUGAGGGAUUGUGGGGUGCACUGCAUGAUGUGGCUGAGAAGAUGGGAACCUGGUGUGACCCUUACCUACACAGAGGAAGAAGUUGCUGGCUUUCGUCGUGACCUGACAUGGUGGUUGGUCAAUCAUGAACAGAAUGAAAAACGUGACGAGGCAUUGGCCCUUAUUCGACGACCACAACCAACCAAGAGCACAAAGUCCAAGAAAAGGCGUCGGUCUUAGGUGUCUCGAUGUUAGGGUCAUAAUUCACUUGUCCUCUGUUAGAUUGCUGUAUGUAAUGUGCAUUGUAGGCUGACCAAAAAUUUACUGUGUAUUGUUAUGGUUAACAGAGAUUGGUGUCCAUAAAUGUAUG